Amphimedon queenslandica is the source of this 6731-nucleotide messenger RNA. RefSeq names its product autophagy-related protein 2 homolog B-like. The record is from RefSeq and is a predicted model, not a curated record. Lineage: Eukaryota; Metazoa; Porifera; Demospongiae; Haplosclerida; Niphatidae. Gene Ontology annotation, cellular component: phagophore assembly site; phagophore. The coding region runs from base 65 to 6562 and encodes 2165 amino acids. Gene Ontology annotation, molecular function: phosphatidylinositol-3-phosphate binding; protein-membrane adaptor activity. Gene Ontology annotation, biological process: piecemeal microautophagy of the nucleus; glycophagy; autophagy of peroxisome. The transcript has 37 exons.
CAUACACAAUGUCUGUGUCUUGCAUAAUCCAUAAAGUGUAGUUUUUCCUCUUUUCCUUCUCAUUAUGCCCUGGCCUUUCUUCAUACCCGAAUUUCUAAAGAGACGUGCCUGUCGCUACCUCCUGCAUCAUUACUUGGGCCAGUAUCUAGGCGGGAAGAUCAGCCUAAAUGACCUCAGCAUUGACUUGUACAAUGGCACAGGCUCUCUCAGUAACGUACCACUCAAUGUGGAGGCGGUCAAUGAAGUAUUGGAUGAGAUAAGUGCACCUGUUCGUGUUGUGUCUGGUUAUAUCGGGCGGGUCUGUGUAUCAAUACCUUGGUCUGCUCUCAUGAGAGAGAGCUGUACUGUGGAGGUGUCUGGAUUAUGCAUCACCAUAACACCAUCCAGUGUUCAUCACGGGAAUCAAGUGGCCUCGAUGACCGACUCUUUGUUUUUCAGUACAAGCACAAGUCAGCAGCUUGCUGAGGAAGUUUUGAAGAGUCCAUUGGAAGAGGAUGAUGAUGAUAGAAAAGAUGAAGUUGGAGGAGGGAGUGGGUUUGAGGGUAUGGAUGCUCUUGCAAAAGCAAUUGAAACAGUGUUACUGAAGGUUCAGAUUAAGUUGCUUGACACAACAGUCAGUAUAUGUCACCAAUCUAAGGACAAGUGGAAUGGACUCAAUAUAAAGAUAAGCAGGAUUGAGUUUUUUGAUGAGGUAGCUAAGAUGGAACCUGAUGAACCUGAUGAAAGAGACUCACCUGAUGUCGCCUUACCCGAGCAGAAAGAGUACGCCAAAAAGAUAUUCCAACUAUCAGACCUUCAAGUUGAGCUAACGAGUAAGGAUACUAGGGGCAUGUCAGACUCACUCUUUGAUGAAGCUAAUCCUCCCUCCAUAUAUACUAAUGGUGGCACUCCUGUGGCUUCUGCUGCCGGUGAUGUUAAUGUAACCAUACGAAUGAGACAAAUACCGGAAGAGGAAGGAGGAGGAGGAGGAGGAGGAGGAGAGGGUGAGCCUAAACUUGACAUUGAAGCAAACAUUGGAGCAGUUCAUGUUUUAUUGUAUCCUAAGCAAUUACACCAACUCAUUGACUUGGUCACUGAUAUAUCUGAUAAAGUUAAACAGUCAAUACCAUCCACUGACUAUGAAGCAAAGAGAGGGACAAGAGGAAUGAAGGAAGGCCCCCUUGCCACUGGUUUCAACAGACCAAUCCCCCAACAGGCAAUGAGGACUAUAGAGACACAGCUAGCCGAACACAUGGAGACACAGAGGAAGCUGAAACAAGCCGAGAGAGAGAGACAGCAAUUGGAUCCCUGGGAUCACAUGAGCAGCUGCAAUAAGGAAUCACCGGCCGCCAAUGAUGAAGUAUUUUACUCGUUUGAUUUGAACUCUGAGGAGCAGGAGAGCACUAUCAGGACUACAAGAGGAGCUGGGCCAUUUGGAGGAGGAGGAGGAGGGAGAGCCUUUAAUCAACAAACUAUAAAAACACGGCAGCCAUUAAUGAAUCAGUUUCAGCUGGGAGGCGGAGUCGGUUUACAGCAAUUAUCAGGAGUCUCUCCUCUGACACUCUCUCCUUCGUCAUCUCCUCUCAACAACAGAAGAGGAGGGAGCAGGAGAAAGGGAGAGGAACUAGCAGGUGGGGGUGGUGGGGGUGAUCUCUGUCGCUAUACACUAGUGUUUAGUGGCUUAACCUUAGCACUACUGGAGGCUAACCCAGUUCAUACUUACUCUUCAUCAUCUUCUCGAGGUAAAGGAGGAGAGAGCUCUCUUCUCAUGCAAGACUCUGAAAUGUUUCUAAGUGCUCAGUCUCACGUUGGGGCCUCUCCUCCUUCAUCUCUCUCCACUGAGGAGUACAGGAGCCUUGAUGAAGGCGGACUAGACCCUGUCAAAUACUUUGAGUCUGUUUGGGACAUACUCCAUGGAAGAGUCAACAAGUACAACGUGGGGCGGUACCAGGAGCAGCUGGGGAGGGUCUUACCAACAGACCAUCUCUUUAUGUGGAUGUCAACAGUUAGGGUUGGUAUAGCUACAGUAGGUGAUACUGUUGAUGUUGAUGUGUCCAUUGCAUCAUCUGAAAUAUUGGAGUUCUUGUAUCACAACGAAGCAAGUAUACCUGACAUCAAACCAGUCUCAGUCCAACCGUUGGUUCAGUUAAAAGAAGAUAGCAAGAAUGCUAAACCAGCUUUGAAACUGAAAAUGUACUCAUCAAAUGAAUUAAAAGAUUCAUCAGUUACCACUACAACCAUUGAAGCUCAGCUAUUACAUGUACAUGUUUACGUCGACGUCACACUAUUAGACAGGCUCCACCCAUUGCUCCACCCUCCUAAUCAGAACACCACUGAUCAUCAUCACCAGGGUCUUGGACUAGGACCUUUAAACUCAGACCUACACGCACAACUCACUCCGCAAGCACUCUUCACUCACGCCAUGGCAACAGGCUCCGCCCCUAACAAGGAGCAGAGACUCUCAUUAAAAGUAUUGACUGACUCUGUAUCACUCUCACUGAGGUUUCCAGUUGCUGAUUUAAGUCAUACAGUGAGGCCCCCUUGGUACCGGACUCCUCUAAGACCUGAGGUCUUGUUCCUUGAUGUCUCUUACCUCUCCUUCUAUUGCACUUCAGUAUCACCCUCACAAAGAGCAACAGCAUUUAAUGUACACACCAAAACACUCAACGCUUAUUUCAGUUUGGAUGGAAAUGAGGAUAACAAGGAGCUGUUUCUUGUCUUAGGAACUGGAAAAACUGAAACCAACUUUGAUAAUGAGCUCAACAUGACAAGUAUUCGUGUCACUGUUAAUCAGUUUGAUGAGAGUCCAUUGGACGAAUUACCACUUGACAUGUCUCCUCUCUCUCAAUCUGAUUCUGAUUCUGAUGAAUUUGAUGUUAAAGUUCCUCAUAGCAAACCAUCUCCUUUCUCACAAAAGAAAGACUAUUUCUCUGGCAUUGGAAAGUCCCAGAAUGGUUUAUCCUCUGAUGAGCUCCUUCUCCCUGCAACUCAAGAAGAAAUGGCUACCUUUAAGUCUCAUUUACUCUCAUCCUCAACCUACUCUGUAUCAGUCUCCAUUCCCUCCCUCUCCGUUCACAUACCCAGUCAGGCAUUCCUUCAGAGACUGUAUAACAGAUUUGCUGUUGAUCUCUCGUUAUGGGAGCCAGCCACUCCAGCUGCAAUGGAGAGGGCAACCGCCAGGAGUCUCUUCUACAGUAAUAUGGACAUGCUACAACCAGCUGUCGCCAAGGAAGAGAAAUUUAAACUAUGUAGAUCUGUUCUCAAAGAAGAUUCAUGUGAUGAAGACACUGAUCAUGAUUCACCGAGUGGCAGGGUUAGUCCUGAUCACACUCCUUCACCAACCUACCUCUCAGUCUCUUUGAAUAUUAAAGAAGGACAAAUAUCACUAGCUCUACCAGUAAAAGAAAGUCCCGAUACUGAGCCAUCUUGUUAUACAUUUAAUGGGAAGGAGGGAGAGGGAGAGGAGGAGAGGUCUAGUGACCCUCGUCUUCUUGAUUUGAGUCCACAGCGUGUCCACUCUCCCUCUUCCUCCGUGCCCUCUCAAACUGGUGUACUCCUCAUUGAGUUCAAUGGAGGCUCCAUUUGUACUGCAUUGGAUUAUAAGGGAGAGACCGGAUGCAUUGUACUCUGCAUUAAUGUUGAUGAAGUUGAGGUUCAACAUUGUGCUAGAGUCACAAGAGACAUACUCUACCCUCCUCCCUCUCCCUCUCCCUCUCACUCCUCCUCUCCCUCUCACUCCUCUCCUCUCCUGAUAGACACCAGCUCAUUGCUACUGUCUAACAUACUGAGGCCCAUGACUGAAGGACUACUGGCCACUGAUGCUAGUAGUGAUGAGGCUAUGCUGUCUCUUUCAAUUGAGAGUAGAACUGAGAUCAAUGCUAAUAGAAAAGUUCAUAAAUGUGCUGUAAAGGUUAGUCAGACACUGUUUGAGUUUCAUGUCACAUCACUUGAGGACAGUUUCAUCAAACAAGUCGGUGAUAUGUUUGAUUUAAGAGAUGAUCACGUUCCUGGCUAUGACCCACCAACAGUCAUCACUGAAUUGCAUGCAUCACUUCUGGACUCAGCUGUACAAUACAAGCCAUUGUAUAUACCCACACAUGCUGUUCUCUCGUUGGAGUCUUUGAGAGUAUCCAGUACACUGGUAACUGGUUCACCAUUGCUGGUUGUUAAAGUCCUGCUGGAUGAUCUCACGCUAUCAAUCUCUGACAAAAGACAAGACAAAAUUAUCCUAAGAAAUGGUUUUGUUAAUGUAAUGGAGAUGGGUAGUAUUGAUUUCAUACUGAGACUAUGCAAUAAGAAUGACUCAACUGAAUUUUCAUCAAAUGUCCCUGCGGUUGAUUUCCAGUGUUCUGGAUCAGAGCUACAGUUCAUGAUGUGUGUAGACUCUUGUAUUGUACUCCGGGACCUUCUCGUAUACCUCUCAGAGACCAAAGACUUAUCAGCAGGAGACACUAUUGAGUGUGCCAAUGAGACUAUGUAUGAUACUGAGCCUAUCAGUAAUGGAACUGGUGCUAGCAGUGGAGCUAGUAAUGAUACUAUUAAUGAUACAGCUACUGAUACCCCUACUGGAGAUAGUGGUAGAGUAGAUGAGCCUGUGAAAGAAGUUGGUGAUUUGAUCAGUGAAGCUAUGGAGGACUUUGAUGAUGUAGGAGACACUGGCCAUGGAUCAGUAAUACGUAGUCCUACAGUUAGUGAAGAGAGAGUGGCUACUACUACUGCAUUUAUAUUCAGUUCAGACUCUGAAGGAGAAGAGACUGAAGGAGAGAGGAAAGGAGGAGGAGGAGGAAAACAGAAGAAGGCUGGUGCAAGUAUUGAUGAUGAGUGGAUCUUUGAUGAGGAUGACUAUUGUAUACUGCCCACACUAACAACAGCUAAAGUGGGGCCAGGAUCAGUUCCCGUUGUGAAGUGUCUGUUGAGUGAUGGAGAAGAAUUGAGAAUCAUUGAUAAUUAUUUUGCUGUACCUGAUGAAGUGGUUGAUCAGUUAAAGAGACCCCAAGGCUACCCCAACCCUGAGUUCAUAUACUCACUGAGGGAACUGACCAUCAUAUGGCAGCUGUACGGAGGACGGGAUUUCUCUCUAUCCUCACCCUCUCCCUCCUCCUCCCUCUCUCCUCUCCUCUCGGCAAAGAGAUCAAUGGCUACUGAUGCCAAGACUAAGAAAAUGAAGAAGAAUGGAGGAGCUGGGAUUAGAGGUGACUUGAAGAGAUCAGUUGGUGGAAUGGGGCGGGACCAAAAUAAACUGGUCGAGAUUGAAAUAAGCAAAUUACGUGUUCAACACGAGACCUAUCCGUCUGGUUCCCACGAGUCCUCGCGGUUCGUUGUCCUAAUACACGACAUUGAGAUAAGGGACAGACUCUCUCAAUCACUUAUCAACAAGUUCCUUUAUCAGCACUGCACGGACUCACUACCUAGACAGUCCCUUUCUAACAUGUUCUCACUAAAGGUUUUGUUCACACUCCCUGAAAGUGAAGGAACUGAUGUACCCUCAACUACACAGUCUGUCUCCCCCUCUCUCAACGGCUUAGAGGCAUCAGUUAGACUGUCACUCUUACCAAUACGACUCAACAUUGAUCAAGAUACAUUCCUGUUCCUACAUGAUUACUUUCAGCAGCUGGUACCAGCAGCAGCCCCUAGUGAAGAAGUAAUAAUGACUGAUUAUUCUCCUCCUACUCAAAAACGAAGCAAUAAAUCAGGUGAGAAGAAGACAGAUCAUGUCCAGUCUCAGCCGGCGAGUGUCUUCAUUAAAUCCUUUGUGUUUUAUCCUGACGUUCCGAUACGGAUUGAUUACGAAGCUAAGAGACUUAUCUCAGAACACCUGGGAACAUUUGCUGGCCUAUUGUUGGGACUUAGUCACUUGGAUAACUCUGAAGUGACUCUUAAAAGCAUCACAUACAAGCAAGGUAUAUUGGGAUGGGAUCAGUUGUUUGAGAGAGUAGCCAAUGAAUGGUUGCAGGACAUUGGUAGCUAUCAGUUACCAAGGAUACUCCAGGGAGUUGGACCAAUGUACCACGUCACACAACUAUUUCAAGGUGUAGUUGAUCUGUUUUGGCUCCCUGUUCAACAGUAUCAGGAAGACGGUCGCAUUGUCUGGGGUCUACAGAGAGGAACCUAUUCAUUCGCAAACUCUUCUGGUGUAGCAGUUGUUGAAUUGACUAACAGAAUACUCUACUCAGUACAAUCCUUGGCCCAGACUGCAUUUGAUAUGGUUAGUCCCAUUGAGAGAACUAAUGGCUCAUCCAUUGAAGGGGUACAGUAUGUUAACAGUGUCCCUCCUUCUCCUCCUCUUCCAUCCGGUCCUCACCAGUCGGCUGAUCUAAGGGAAGGAUUUGCUAAUGCAUACAAUAUAGUGACAACAGGUUUAGGUCAUACUGCCAGAGAGUUCUACCAGGCUGCCUCUACACAGCACACUGAUCACGGUGUCACAGGAGCAGUUGGUGGCGUUUUGCGUCACAUUCCAGGUAACAUAUUUCGACCGAUAAUUUUUGCUUCGGAGGCGACUCGUCACGUCUUGGGUGGAGCAAAGAACCAGUUUGUUCCAGAGGCUAAGAGAGAAGCGGCCGAGAAAUGGAAGACGAAACAAUAAAAUUAUAUCGACUCUAUCUAUUGUAAUAUUUUGUUAUUAUCAUUGCAGAUUUGUUGUUGUAUUAUAAUAUUUUGUGUUACUUAUUAUGACUGUAUGAAAUCAAAUGAGCCGUAUAUAUAUAUAUCCACAUAAAGUUUUAUAUUAUGAUUACUUAUUUACCGUUUCUGUC